AUGGUAGAACUUUCUUCAUCUAAUAUUGGAGGUCUGCCGUACCAAAAACGAUGCUCCGAAAAAGAAGCCCGACUAAGAGACAAUGAGGGGGAUAGACACCGAUGGAAGCUCAAUCCUCGAGGAAGGGUGGAUGCCUUAUAG
Molecule: messenger RNA, 141 nt
Organism: Penicillium digitatum Pd1
Lineage: Eukaryota; Fungi; Ascomycota; Eurotiomycetes; Eurotiales; Aspergillaceae
Source: RefSeq, a predicted model, not a curated record